CUGGAUAGGAUCUAGCGCGGGUCUUGGGUGAUUAUUCACUCUCAAUGUCGACGAGUUGAGCCGAAAUUGGAUUACUGACCGUCGAAUUUCUGGUGCUGGCUGCGGGUCUGCUGCCAAAUCCGCAGCUGCAGCUCUUCAUUCUGUCUAUCAGAAUCUUUGAUUGAUGGCGACGCAAUUGAUGCUGCUAUGGAACUCGUUACUGUAGAAUUGGAUGAAACAAAGGAGUGCAAGCGCGGUCGCUCUACGAGCACCGUGUGGACCUUAUUCACGAAUGAUGCCUAUCCACAGAAUGCCAAAAGGUGUUAGAUGCAAGCACUGUGGCAACCUUGUGAAUCAUCACAAGAAGACUGAAGCCGAUAAGAAGCACCUCAACAAGUGUCGGAAGUUCCGCACGUUCAUAAAUGGACUGGAAGAUGUAGAUCGUCCUAACUGGUUUAUAAGCAACAAAAAGCUAGUCUAUGUAGAGCGUACAGAGUUGCCAAAUAUGAGUCAGGCUGCCAGCAGUAGUGUUCAAAGAUCAAUGAAACUGUAUGUGCUCCCGAAGGUUAUUUACUUCUAAGAAACAAGAGUUUCAGAAGCAGAUGGCA
This is a messenger RNA of Marchantia polymorpha subsp. ruderalis, 587 nucleotides long. The record is from the annotation of a GenBank genome assembly. Lineage: Eukaryota; Viridiplantae; Streptophyta; Marchantiopsida; Marchantiales; Marchantiaceae.